Soboliphyme baturini is the source of this 705-nucleotide messenger RNA. The record is from the annotation of a GenBank genome assembly. NCBI's taxonomy places the organism in Eukaryota, Metazoa, Nematoda, Enoplea, Dioctophymatida, Soboliphymatidae.
AUGCAGCCAGCGUCUCUUUCUGGUCUGUCUGCGUUUGCAACUUCUUCAAGCCAGCAGUACAGAAUGAUCGGACCAGAUGGGCCGCUUGUAAGUGUUUCUGUCGCAUCGUUGCAUCCUUUUGGCUCAUGCCUAAGCGAACGGUUACAGCAAACCCUGUCCAGUCGUGCCACUGUUGCAGGUGCUUGUCCGGGAGGCAGAUUCUUUGGUUCGCAGACUCCUCGUUUGUCGCAGUCGUCGAUAGUACCAAUGUCCGGUUCGCAAAUGAACUUUUCUCAGCAGCAACGGGAUCCGCAGGGUUCUCCGUUCGUUGGUCAGGCGGCAACAAUGCACAUGUCUUCGUCGAGUACGGUCAAAGUUGAGCAAGUCUCACCACCAACCGCCGUGCAGCUGGUUCAGUCAGGGCAGGUCGGUGGUCACGGUCAACUGCAGUCGCAGUCGAGCAUUUCGACCACUGCCCAGCAUUCGGUACUCGCCAAUCAGCUACAUAACGUCUCCGCCGGUUCAGCACAAGGACAGUUUCCAAGGACGGCUUUGAUCUUGCAGCAGCAACCUUCCACUUCCCUUCUGAUACAGUCGAGGCAGGCGAUUCAACAGCAGCCUGCUGUCAGCCAGAGUUUGCCAACUACCAUAUUCACGCCUGCCGUUCUUCCGGUUACGAACGAAGCUCGUACGCCAUCCGGUGACAAGGUUAGUGCUAUUCUGUAG